GGGGCGUGGUGGGAAGAACCGGAAGUUGUGCUGAACCUUCGCCUCCCCUGGGUACUGAAGGAAACGCAAGCUCCGCAAGAGAAGUUCCGACGCCGCCUGGGCUGGAGGAGACAGAAUGGAGACCGCGAUCGAAGAUGCGGGGCUGGACCGCGGCCCGACGCUGACCUCGUCCUGGGAUGCGGCGUGCGGGGCGCUGACCCAAAGCCUUCUUCUUACCCGGACUGGACCACGUGCCCAAGACUUGGACUUCGAGCAGCUGCUGGAGCCGCCAGCUCCCGGCCAGGAUCUGGUGAGUCUGAAAAGCAGCCUGAGCCCCCGAGAUGAAAACCCCUGCUUCAUUUACCUGAAGUGUGGCCCUAAUGGGGGUGAAGAAAUCCUUUCGGUUGGCGUUCUGAGUUCAGCAAGAAACAUGGAAGUAUACUUAGGAGAGGAGUAUUGUGGAACUAGUCGAGGCAAGAAUGUCUGCACUGUCCUGGAUGACAGUGAACAUGAAAAGAUCUUAUUGUACAAGAAAUACCUAAAAUUGGAGUCUCCCACACAUGCCUGUAAAAUAAAGCUGUUGUCCUUCGGGGGAAAGCAGUGUGUGCUCAUCAGUAAAGUUGUGGUGCACUUGAGACCACGGUCUGCAGAUCCUUCACCACGCUCUGCUACGCUGGGAUCACGGAUAGACCUUGACAAUAUCCAAACUAUAGUAGAGUCCAUGGGGUCCAAGUUACCCCCUGGAGCUCAGCAGCUGAUGAAUAUGAUUAGAUUUCAGCAGCAGAAUUGUCUUCCCAUCAGGGAUCAGCUUCAGUCGGUAUUGGGAAGCACAGGACACAAGCAUCUGAUUGCGCUGCAGUCUGCCCCGUCGUCAGGAGUCUUAGACAAGGCACCCUCUACACCUUUUCCUUUUCGAACUGGAUUGACACCUUCAGCCGUCACUGAAAAUUUAAAGGCUCUUAUUGAUAAAAGCACAUCUGGAGAAGGAAAUACCGCAAACCACGAUGAGUGUCACCUUAUGCCACAAAAUCAUUCCCUUGAAAGUGAUCUUCAAAACGCGGUGUCUUCUUUCUUACCAAAGAAGGCAAGUGGCAACUCAAAUGUGCCCAACUCUGAGUUGCUUCCUUUUCUCCAGAAUUUAUGUAGUCAGGUCAACCAUCUCCGUGUGGGACAUAAUGCCAGGUGGCAAGAAAACAUCUCCAAGCCCCGAGAGGGUAUUGUCGGUGUUUCGAUGGAAGAACAGCCUGUUUGCUCCUAUUUGGAAAAGAUUCUUUCGAAAAACAUGGAACUGAUGGAAAAGAAGCUUAUGGACCACAUUGAUGAGAGGAUCUAUCAGCUCCAGGAGCACAUAGAUGCUAAAAUGGCUUUGUUAGUGGACUUGCUGCGAAGCCCCAACUCCCCACCCCCAGGGAUGCCUCUAAGACACUAUGACUCCAGAGAAAGACUUUCUAACGGAGAAAGAUAAAGCUGUGCACAUACUGUUACUGCAGAUAUUUAUUACAUAUUUAUUACAAAGCCGGAAUCCAAAAAGGUUAUGGAAAUCAAGUCUUUAAAUGUCCUUUGAAGGACCCUUGUCUUACAUGAAGUGACCUCAGUGCUUGUUCACAUUGCGCUUGUUACUGUAGACCCAGGUCUGUGCGCCAACAGCUAUCCUGAUACAGUCGUAAGUUAGUGUACCUGCUAUAUUUUUCACUCUUACAGAAAUGUAUACUUAUGUUGCUCAACUGUUUCAGAUGUUUAAGGACUUCUAACAUAGUUCGUUCGUUUGUAUUAUAUAUUACAUGUGUUUGAAGUGGAUUUUUUAUUUAAACAGAUACCUAUAAAAUAUAGUCUCAGGAGUGUGAAUAGUAGUGAUAUUUGAUUUUUUUUCUAAUUAUUUUUGGAAGUUGGAUACUUGGACUCUUUUAUUCAGAUGGCCAGUUUACACUUCUCUUGUUUAUCUGAGAUGAAUGUGUGCCAUGUUUGGGCUGUUUGAGAUAGUUUACACAGUGGGGGGAGUGCUGCUUGUUCAUCACAGUACAGCUGUAGACUGCUCCUUUGCAGUCUUAGGAUUUCAGAUUUGGUGCUGUAGGUAAAAUGGGAGAAAAUUCUCUUCUGUAACUGACAGGUACUUCUCCCAGAGGCCCUUCUAGCAUGUGUAAUGUGUGACAUUCUGAGGAUCUAAAAUGAGAGUUAAGAGAUGAAUCCAGAGUACUGCAGUUCCCAGCAGACCAAAUUUCAGAAUUUAACUGUUAUAUUCGUGUUGGUGAUACAGCUGUGCCUAAAGGGAUUGCUCUGAAGACCACCUGUAAGUGAAUAGAAUUCUUUUCAGCUACUUUGAUUGUUUCUUUUUUUUUAAGGGGGGGAUAUUUUGUACUUGUCCAUUGUCUUGACAAACUUGAUUUUGAUCAUCCAGCCAAGAUGACACAGCAUUUGGCCAUCUUUGGUGGGCCGUGGUUAGGCUGGAUAGUCACACCACAUGCAGAUGUAAGAUGUCAUUUCCUGAUCAGUGAGGAGAGAGCCACUCAUGCAUGGCUCGUCUGUGGUGGUUGUGCUUCCUCCCUAACUUACCACCCUUGACUUAGUAGUGCCCUCUGGCUCAUAAGUCAUAAGUCAUAAGUCGUCGGCUGGGGAUCGAUCCCCAGGUCUGCAGGAUGGGACCAUACCCCUAAGUGAAGGCCUUGAAACUGUCUUCAUCUUAGCCUGACACACCUUUCCUGCUCCACGGCCAAGAAUUCCUGUGUUCUCACCUCUGAUCCUUGUGACAUAGGGACUGAGCAGGGAGUAGGAGUAGCCACUGGGAAGAACUUAUAGAAAAGCAAGAAGUGUAAAAGGUAAACACAUUUCAUAAACCAUAUAGAGUAAUAUGGACCCUGAAGAAUUAUAACCCUCCAGGAAAUCCUGUGUUGGGGUGGGAAUAGCCUGAAGCCCACAACUAGGGCAGCCUCCUGCCAGGCUCACAGUCUGAUGAGCUAGUUCAUGGUGUUCCGUCUGUACACGUAACUGCUUGUUUCCUGGCUUUUGUCUCAUCUUUUCUGUAGAUUGUAUCACUGCUGUAGGAAAAGUGGGGAGAAAGAAACACCUCCCCACCCUCCCCAGUUCUGACUAAAACUGUAAA
Mastomys coucha (southern multimammate mouse) is the source of this 3076-nucleotide messenger RNA. RefSeq names its product chromosome unknown C10orf88 homolog (gene CUNH10orf88). The coding region runs from base 116 to 1444 and encodes 442 amino acids. Lineage: Eukaryota; Metazoa; Chordata; Mammalia; Rodentia; Muridae. The record is from RefSeq and is a predicted model, not a curated record. The transcript is spliced from 6 exons.